ACCGAGGCUAGCUGACAGACGCGCGAUGCUCGCGAUGCUGGCGACGCUGGCGAGGGUGGCAGCUCUGCGGAGAACCGGCUUCCUCUCUGGCCAGGGUGGCGGGAGGGGGCUGUGGACAAGCCACCCGCAGUCAGGUAUGGACAAUGUAAAGCCAUUGGAGGGUGUAAAAAUUCUGGAUCUAACAAGAGUCCUGGCAGGACCUUUUGCUACUAUGAAUUUAGGAGAUCUUGGAGCAGAAGUCAUAAAAGUGGAGAGACCAGGAACUGGUGAUGAUACACGUACUUGGGGGCCACCUUUUGUGGGGACAGAAAGUACAUAUUUUCUCAGUGUUAACCGAAAUAAAAAAAGUAUAGCUGUUAAUAUCAAGAAUCCAAAAGGGGUGAAAAUCAUCAAAGAGCUUGCAGCUGUUUGUGAUGUAUUUGUGGAAAACUACGUCCCUGGCAAACUGUCUGCUAUGGGCCUGGGAUACGAAGAUAUAGACAAGAUCGCUCCUCACAUCGUCUAUUGUUCCAUCACAGGGUAUGGUCAGACAGGUCCGAUGUCGCAGCGAGCUGGUUAUGAUGCUGUUGCCUCUGCGGUUUCUGGUCUGAUGCACAUCACAGGACCUGAGGAUGGAGAUCCAGUUCGCCCAGGAGUGGCUAUGACUGAUCUUGCCACUGGCCUGUACUCAUAUGGAGCCAUUAUGGCUGGAUUGAUACAAAGAUAUAAAACUGGAAAAGGACUGUUCAUUGAUUGUAACCUACUGUCAUCUCAGGUGGCAUGUUUGACCCAGGUAGCUGCUAAUUAUCUUAUUGGCCACAAGGAGGCGAAACGUUGGGGCACAGCUCAUGGCAGUAUUGUUCCUUAUCAGGCUUUUAAAACCAAGGACAGCUAUCUUGUAGUUGGAGCAGGAAAUAACGAACAGUUCGCUACUGUGUGCAAGAUCUUGAAUUUGCCUGAGUUGAUUGAUGACUCCAAGUACAAAACUAACCACCUUCGGGUACAGAAUAGAAAAGAGCUCAUUAAAAUACUAUCUGCACGGUUUGAAGAAGAACUGACCAGCAAGUGGUUAUAUCUCUUUGAAGGCAGUGGGGUACCAUAUGGCCCAAUCAACAACAUGAAGAAUGUAUUUGCAGAACCCCAGGUAUCCUCCCUUGUUUUCCCUCUGAUGAGCUGUAGAGUUUCUUGGCCCCGGGUACAUGGAACCGGCCACUUCUGUUCAGAUGUGGGAACGCACCCCUGGCGCCUGUGGCCCGCUCUCCAUGUGCGCUGCGCCAGCACAGCUGCUAGUUCAACUGAAAAUUGCUUUGGGUGA
This is a messenger RNA of Propithecus coquereli (Coquerel's sifaka), 1294 nucleotides long. RefSeq names its product succinyl-CoA:glutarate-CoA transferase (gene SUGCT). Gene Ontology annotation, molecular function: catalytic activity. Bases 26 to 1294 code for a protein of 422 amino acids. The record is from RefSeq and is a predicted model, not a curated record. The transcript is spliced from 13 exons. NCBI's taxonomy places the organism in Eukaryota, Metazoa, Chordata, Mammalia, Primates, Indriidae.